UACAUGUGGUCCACUGAGUGAGAGCUGCAGAGGCACAGAGGAGCGCAGAGCCAGUCCACUGCAUCGAUACGAAACUUUACAUCAGAUAACAUGAGGCCAGGGUUCAGUCCUCGUGGGGACAGAGGAGGAAGAGGACGAGGGGGAGGUAGAGGAGGAUUCGGUGACAGGGGAGGACGAGGAGGAGGAGGAGGAGGAUUCAGAGGAGGAAGAGGUGGUGGAUUCAAAUCUCCAGAUCGUGGAGGAUUUCGGGGCCGAGGGGGCGGCCGAGGCACCCCUCGAGGCAGAGGAGGGAGGGGUGGUGGCAGAGGAGGCUUUGGGGGAGGGAAGAAGGUCUUGGUAGAGCCACACAGACAUGAAGGAGUGUUCAUCUGCAGAGGGAAGGAGGAUGCCCUGGUGACCAAGAACAUGGUGGUGGGAGAGUCCGUGUACGGGGAGAAGAGGAUCAGUGUGGAGGAAGGAGAGGCUAAGAUUGAAUACAGAGCCUGGAAUCCAUUCCGCUCCAAGCUGGCAGCAGCCAUUUUGGGAGGAGUCGACCAGAUCCACAUCAAACCCGGAGCGAAGGUCAUGUACCUGGGAGCUGCUUCUGGAACCACAGUGUCCCACGUCUCUGACAUUGUUGGACCUGAAGGGCUGGUGUACGCUGUGGAGUUUUCUCAUCGGUCAGGUCGCGAUCUUCUCAAUGUGGCAAAGAAGCGCACAAACAUCAUUCCAAUCAUUGAAGAUGCUCGCCACCCACACAAAUAUCGCAUGCUGGUUGGUAUGGUGGAUGUUAUUUUUGCUGAUGUUGCCCAGCCUGACCAGACAAGGAUUGUUGCUUUGAACGCUCACAACUUCCUGAAGAAUGGAGGACACUUUGUUAUCUCCAUCAAGGCUAACUGCAUAGACUCGACGGCGGCUGCAGAGGCAGUGUUUGCCUCAGAAGUGAAGAAGAUGAGUGCUGAGAACAUGAAACCUCAGGAACAGCUCACACUGGAGCCUUAUGAGAGAGACCACGCUGUGGUGGUUGGUGUUUACAGACCUCCACCUAAACAGAAGAAAUGAGGAGCAGAAGACGACUCAGGGAUUACCAUGUUCAACCACCAUCUACUUUUUGUACUUUCAGUCUUGUCCAUUGCCCUCCUCUCCAGCUCCGCCUGCGUGUCAUGAAAUCAUGACUAGCAAUCAGGGUAACAGUCGGCUGGUUUUCUUUUUCUCUUAAUCCCCUGACAGUAAACUGACCAAACAACCAGCUGCUGGAGACUUAAUUGGGAGAAGACUCCAAAACAGUUGGGGGCCAUUUCAUCCACAGGUUGUCAUCUGAGUUGGUUAGUUAUGUUUCAGCCAUGUUAACAUCUGUUAUACACAAGUGAUGCAUAUAUCCAAGUGAUUGUCAGCUCUGUAUUUCUGUGCAUCCACACACCAAAAAGAAAGAAAAGAAAUGAGUGAUUAAGAGAAAAAUGUCCAGCCUCGUCUCACAUGUUCUCAGCCUUAAAGUGAGCUGUGAGGGUUCUUUUUUAGUUCACAUGCCUUUUUUGUGAACAAGUUACUUUGUACCCCGAGGAGUACUUCAGAUGAGAAACUGCUCAUGUACAAAGCUUUAUUCAAAAAUGUGCAUGCAGUUAUGCAUGUUUAAAGAACUAUGACGUGAUUUAAUUUUGGCUCCAGUGAAGUUUUUUUUGUUUGGCAAGUACUUUUAUUUCAAUAUUUUAUUGUUUCUCUGUGCUCCUGAUCCUUUUCUUACUGGAUGAAAUUUUUUCAUGUGUUUUUCUGGUCCCCUGUUCCUGACUUUCUUUAUCAGGGUGCUUGUUUAAGAUGGCACCGUCCCACACCGGCCGGGACACCCCAACUAUAUCCACACACCAUCAGCUUCAGAUGGCUUGUAUUUUAAAUGUAUAGUAAGUUAUCUGUUGGGACUUCUGUUCAGUAAAAUAUACUUUUUUAAUGCUUUGUGUACUCUGUACAAUACCCACACUUUGUGGGUACGGAAGCCUUGAUGCUGAUCUGUUUAGUGGUGAGCUGGUAAACUUGACCCUGUGUGUACAGACAUAUAUAGAUGGUGACUUUUUCACUGACUUGUAACUUGAUAGUAGUAUAGGUUUUGUGUUGGCAGAAUAUAUACCAAAAUGGUUGUAAUUUGCAAAUGAUGUCUGUUUUUGACAUAACUGAAACUUUGUUUUAAUAAAAUGUUUAUGAUUCUUG
Molecule: messenger RNA, 2178 nt
Organism: Plectropomus leopardus (leopard coralgrouper)
Lineage: Eukaryota; Metazoa; Chordata; Actinopteri; Perciformes; Serranidae
Gene: fbl
Product: fibrillarin rRNA 2'-O-methyltransferase
Biological process (GO): rRNA methylation; box C/D sno(s)RNA 3'-end processing
Cellular component (GO): box C/D methylation guide snoRNP complex; nucleolus; small-subunit processome
Molecular function (GO): RNA binding; rRNA methyltransferase activity; histone H2AQ104 methyltransferase activity
Source: RefSeq, a predicted model, not a curated record